GCGUACUCGCAGCCCACGGCAUCCCCCCUUCCCCAAGCGUAUACAUCUCUCACGCUCUUCUCCCCCACUGCAGCACGGCUCCGCUCGCGACGCCGCGGCGGCCGAGCCUCCUCCCGACCAGGAGACGAUAAAUCGGGGAGAAGAGAGGAGAAAUACCCCAAGCUAAAUCGCUCCACGCAGCUCAGGCACUAGUGACUUCGCUGAUGGGUAUACAAAACAUUUUUCCGCAUUGGCUAUGUGGAGAUGUUAAUGAAUGAAGAUGUAACACUGAAUUGGUUGUGUUGCAUUGUAUGCACAUAGUUACAUGCACACUGAGAUGUCAUGGUUCCAACAGUUCAAUUGACUCGAUAUCAACUUGAAGUCGCCUCCAGUCUCCUGCUUCGCCAUAAAUGCGGGAGAAGGAUGCCUGCUGGGAGUACGGCGACAAGCUGGACGGGAACAGGGUUCGGUGCAGAUUCUGCCAGAAGGUUAUCAAUGGCGGAAUAAGCAGGUUCAAGUUUCAUCUGUCUCAAAUUCCGAGCAAAGGCGUCAACCCUUGCGUCAGGGUGACGGAUGAUGUCAGGGAAAAGGUGAUCGCUCUCAUAGAAGCCAAGGAAUCACACAGGGAGCUCGAGCUUCUCAAGAGAAAACGUGUUGCUGAACUGUCGGUGCUUCCGAAAAGAACACGGGAACUUCCAUCUCAGCCUUCCUCCCCAGGGUUGCCUACUUCGCCUGCUAUUAUUCCUGCAUUCGAGCCGAGUCAGCUCCUUGGCCUGGAAGUGCCUGCUCCGGUACUUAGACUAUCUGGUGCUGCCACCAAGCCCCGUCCGGCUUCAGGAUUGGAAGUGGAACGGUGCAUUGCUGAAUUCUUUUUUGAGAAUAAGUUGGACUAUAGUAUUGCAGACUCCAUUUCAUACAGGCAUAUGAUGGACACACUUCUUGGGCAGGAAUUCCAAGGGCCAUCAGCCGAUGUUUUGAGAACAAAAUGGCUUCAAAAGCUCAAGUCAGAGGUUUUGCAGAGAACGCAAGAGAUCAAAAAGGAUUGGGUAACUACAGGCUGUACUAUAUUAGCCGAUUCGUGGACUGACAACAAAUUGAAAGCCCUAAUCAACUUCUCUGUCUCUUCUCCACUAGGGACAUUCUUCCUCAAAACAGUAGAUGCUUCUCCACACAUAAAAAAUCACAGAGGGAUGUAUGAGCUCUUUGAUGAAGUGAUUCAGGAGAUUGGUCCAGAUAAUGUUGUUCAGAUUAUUAGUGAUAGGAACAUAAACUACGGUAAUAUUGAUAAACUCAUCAUGCAGAACUACAACACCAUUUUCUGGUCUCCCUGCACUUCGUUUUGUGUAAACUCAAUGUUGGAUGACUUUUCCAAGAUUGAUUGGGUUAACCAAUGCAUAUGUCAAGCACAAACAAUCACACGAUUUGUCUACAACAACAACUGGGUUCUUGAUCUUAUGAGGAGGUGUAUGGCAGGGCAGGAGCUUGUUUGCUCAGGGAUUACAAAAUCUGUUUCAGAUUUCCUGACUCUGCAGUCACUGUUGAAGCACAGAUCAAAGCUGAAGCAAAUGUUUCACAGCUCUGAGUAUGUAUCUUCUCCAUAUGCAAAUAGAUCUCUAAGUAUUUCCUGCAUUGAGAUCCUCAGUGACGAUGAGUUUUGGCGAGCAGUCGAAGAGAUAGCGGCUGUUUCAGAACCUCUACUGAGGGUCAUGAGGGAUGUCUCAGGAGGCAAGGCCGCCAUUGGUUAUAUAUACGAGUCUAUGACAAAGGUGAUGGAUUCUAUUAGAACAUACUACAUAAUGGAUGAAGGCAAAUGCAAGUCAUUUCUGGAUAUUGUGGAGCAGAAAUGGCUGGUGGAGCUGCAUUCGCCUCUUCAUUCAGCAGCUGCUUUUCUGAACCCAAGCAUCCAGUAUAAUCCAGAAGUCAAAUUUUUCACUACUAUCAAGGAGGAGUUCUACCAUGUCCUGGAUAAAGUGCUCACAGCCCCAGACCAAAGGCAGGGUAUCACUUCGGAACUGCAUGCUUUUCGCAAGGCGCAAGGAAUGUUCGCCUCUAACAUUGCUAAAGAGGCCCGCAACAACACCUCCCCAGGGAUGUGGUGGGAACAAUAUGGCGAUUCAGCGCCAGCAUUGCAACACUGUGCCGUCAGAAUAGUGAGUCAGGUCUGCAGCACCCUGACCUUCCAAAGGGACUGGACCAUCAUCCUGCAGAGCCACUCCGAGAAGCGCAACAAGUUGAACAAGGAGGCACUGGCCGACCAAGCCUAUGUGCACUACAAUCUCACGCUCCACUCCGACUCCAAAACGACGGCGAAGAAGAAAGGAGAGGGGGAUCCGAUCGCGCUGGACGAUAUCGACAUGACCUCACCAUGGGUGGAGGAUUCGGACGGUCCGAGCCUGACCCAGUGGCUCGACAGGUUCCCGUCGGCCCUGGAUGGUGGAGACUUGAACACCAGACAGUUUGGUGGAUCCAUCUUUGGCACCAACGAUCUUUUCGGCUUAUGACAGACAGUUGGCGGAUUCUGCUGUUCGAGUGCUCACUGUGUUGAAGGGGCGGUGUUCGCUGCAUGUGUUCUGAUCUUUAUUUGGUUGGUCUUUAGGGUGUGUUUGGUUCAGGAAAUGAAGUGGAAUGUAACGGGUUGGACCUGCACCUGGGAGCGAUUCCUGUGUUUAGUUGAAAAAGGGAACAGAACGCACUGCUUCCCUA
Triticum aestivum (bread wheat) is the source of this 2682-nucleotide messenger RNA. RefSeq lists its product as uncharacterized. The record is from RefSeq and is a predicted model, not a curated record. Bases 390 to 2480 code for a protein of 696 amino acids. Lineage: Eukaryota; Viridiplantae; Streptophyta; Magnoliopsida; Poales; Poaceae. The transcript has 5 exons. Gene Ontology annotation, molecular function: protein dimerization activity; DNA binding.